Molecule: messenger RNA, 938 nt
Organism: Pistacia vera
Lineage: Eukaryota; Viridiplantae; Streptophyta; Magnoliopsida; Sapindales; Anacardiaceae
Product: probable E3 ubiquitin-protein ligase RHY1A
Exons: 4
Coding region: 172-795 (207 amino acids)
Source: RefSeq, a predicted model, not a curated record
CAUGAACCUUCCUCCUCCUUUCUUCAAUUAUAUAUAAUUAAACUUUAGGUUAAAAUUCAUUUUACAGAGAGUAGACGUGGACAAUGAUUGAUGGAGAUUGAUAUAGUGAUCUUCUUCAAUGAUUUCCUCUCUUUGUAAGUAAUUAUCAGAAGAAGAAGAAGAAGGGUUUCAAUGGCGGGUAUGCUUCCUGGAGUUGAAUGUGCAAGAAGAAGAAGGUUUCAUCAAAGUGGAGGGUGUUCAGAUUCUCCAAGUAUGGCGGGUCAUGGCUGGUCAAGAAGAUCUUCUUUUUGUUUAUAUACAAGCAACCAUGAAACUCAUCACCAUACUUCUUCUAUAAUCUCUUCCCUGCAAAGAAGCAUAAUGAGCCAGGCAUAUGAGGACGAAAAGCUAGGAGGAGCCGCUAGAGAAGCAAGAGAAAGAUUAGAUGAGAGAUUGAGAACUCAAAGGAAGUCAUUAGAAGCCAAAAGGCAAUUAAGUGGUGGGAAAGAGAGCUUGAGGUGUGUGGAUGGGAGGUCAGGCGGGGAGUUGCAUACAGAAGUGUUUGGAUCAUCAAAGAGCUGCAGCAGCAGGAGUGGAUCAAAGAGGUUCAAUUGGGCAAAGCUAAGUUGGAAGGCUUCAGAGCAAGAAGAGUGUGCAAUUUGCUUGGAGAGGUUCAAGAUGGGUGAGACUCUGGUUCAUCUUCCAUGUGCUCAUAGGUUCCAUGGAAGGUGCUUGGUUCCAUGGCUAGAAGCCAAUGCUCAUUGCCCUUGUUGCAGAAUGGAAAUGUUGCCACCACCAUUACCUUCACCAAAUUAAUAAAUUUUAUCUCUUCACCUUUUUUUUUUGGUUUUUUUUUUUUUAGUUUCUUGAUUUGUAAUUAAUGCUUUGCUUUCAAUUAUGUGAUGCAAUACUUCUAUUUAUAUGCAGCGGUGAAUUUUAUUUUACUAUUAGAUUGUUAA